AGAUCCUUACUCACCGGCAGGAACACAACACUAUGAGUAGGGUCUAAUUUUAUUUGGCUGCGGUUUUCUGAAAGGUGGAGGUACUUUCCUAGUUCGGCUCUGCUCUAGAUCUGGAGUGACAUCCGCUGUGCUGAACCCUACCACACAGAGCGAGAUGAUGGUUCAAAGUAACAAUAAUUGAAAAACUGUACUUAAUGAUAACAUUUGCUCAUGCUGUUCAUUCUAUGCUACCUGAACGUGUCCAAGUAGUUAAAGCCUACUAUUAAAUAAAUUGCAACUCAAAAUACAAAGUUAGUUGUCGUUCUGAUCCCAAUAACGAUAGUUGUUAGUUAGUCCUUUUCUAAACAAAUACAAGGCUACAAAAUAGUUGUUUUAUAGCCAAAAUAUAUGUUUGUUUAGAAGAAUAAAACUUAAAUCUUAAAACGCUGAAAAUAAAAGGAAUAUGUGUGGUCUACUAUACUAGCGGUCCCAUAAUUAUUCUUUGCUAUGUGUUCCUAAGUAAAGAUCGUGGCUCUUCUAAUGCUAAUUAGUUGUAUUCUGAUAUUGAUUAGUGUGAGGUAUCAGUCUACUCUCUAAGUACUUCUAAUUUAAGAGGAAGGAAUGAGACUAACGGCGAUUUUAAUCCUGCUGAUGGCCUGGUGUUGCGCUGGCUACAGGAUCCUGGUGGUGUUCCCGCUGGCGGGGGGCAGGAGCCACAGCAUCCUCGGGGAGGGGGUCGUGCGCCAUCUCCUGGCCGCCGGACACGAUGUGACAUACAUCACGGGAAUCCCUUCGAAACUAUCUGCUCCCAGGCUACGGCAGAUCGACGUUUCAGCUAAUAGCUGGAUUUUCAAACCGGAGGAUCUGUGCGAUAUUGACAAGAUCUUGACCCACGGCAGAGAAAUCUUUUUCGACUACACCAUCGCCCGGCAGCAGCUAAAGUUGAACAACUAUACGGCCACGCACAAAGACGUGCAGAAGUUGAUGUUGGACCCGAAGGAAGAGUUCGACUUGGUCGUGAUUGAGUGGCUGUUCAAUGAGUUCUUAGUUGGUUUGUCUUCCGUGUUCAACUGCCCUUUCAUCUGGUUGUCCUCGCUGGAGCCCCACGGGCUGGUGCUGUCCCUGAUAGACGAGUGGACGGACCCGUCCUACGUGCCGGCAGUCCACUCCAAGGCCGUUCCGCCGUUCACUUUCGCACAGAGAAUCAGCGAGCUGUGGGCGGUCUUCACGCAGAAAUAUGUUAGAUGGCAGUUAAUCUCUGAAGAACAAGUACUAUUUGACCGGGUGUUCGGCCCCGCGGUCGCCAUGCGAGGCCGGCAGCUGCCUCUACUGGAGGACAUGAAAUACCACGCAUCCCUGAUACUGGGCAACUCGCAUGUGGCCGUCGGGCAUCCCACCAAGCUACCGCCUAGCUAUGUGCCGAUAGCUGGAUACCAUAUUCAGGAUAAACCUUUACCUGAAGAUCUGCAAAAGAUCAUGGAUAACGCAAAAAAUGGGGUAAUUUACUUCAGUAUGGGGUCAAUGAUUCAAUCCAAACGCAUGUCAGAGAGCCUGAAGCAGGGACUCUUGGCCAUGUUAGGGAGUUUGAGACAAACUGUAAUUUGGAAACUGGAAGAAACACCGGAAAACGUACCGAAGAAUGUCCACAUCGUCAGCUUUGCACCGCAGCAGAGCAUUUUAGCUCAUCAAAACUGCGUCCUGUUUAUCACUCACGGCGGACUGCUGUCCACCAACGAAGCCCUUCAUUUUGCCGUCCCUAUCCUCGGCGUGCCCGCCUUCGCAGACCAGUUCCAAAACGUAAAUCGCGCGGUACAGAAGGGGAUCGCAUCACAAGUUUCGCUCAGCUACGAUCUUCCACGAGAAUUAAAAGUGGCAAUUGAAGAGAUGAUUGGAAAUCCCAAGUACCGAGAGAAAGUGAAAGAAUUGUCGUUCAUCUACCACGACCGGCGCGCUCCCGGCUCGGAGCUGGUGCACUGGGCGGAGCACGUGGUGCGCACGCGCGGCGCGCCGCAUCUGCGCUCUGCUGCGCUCCUGGUGCCCUGGUACCAGAAGAUGUACCUCGAUCUACUGGCCCUGGUGUUUGUACUAGUUUUAUCGAGUGUUUUUGUCAUAAGAAGGCUCUUGUCGAAGAACAUUGAUGUGAAUAAAAAGAAUAGAUGAUUCAUG
Molecule: messenger RNA, 2145 nt
Organism: Cydia pomonella (codling moth)
Lineage: Eukaryota; Metazoa; Arthropoda; Insecta; Lepidoptera; Tortricidae
Product: UDP-glucosyltransferase 2-like
Exons: 9
Coding region: 601-2139 (512 amino acids)
Molecular function (GO): UDP-glycosyltransferase activity
Source: RefSeq, a predicted model, not a curated record